AUGAGCUGCCGGCCUGGCUGUCUCCCGGGCCAGGGAAUCCUUUCCAGGCGCCCUCUGCCCCUGCUCCGGGGGACAGCACUGCGAAAGAACGUGGAGGGUGCAGCUCACGCUGACGUGGAGCUCGUGUCCUCUCUGGCAGAAACAAUCUCCCUGUUGGAACAAAAAGUAGAGAAACAGGCACAUGAAAUCCAGCUGAAGGACAGGAGGAUCGCUGAGCUCGAGGAGAAGAUAAAGACUCUUCAGGAGGGAGAAGGGGAUCCUGACCCUCCCAGCACGGAGGAGCUGGAGACGAGGUGCCUUCAGCUGCAGAGCCAGGUCUGGGAGAUGGAGCGGUUCCUGAACGACUACGGUCUGAUCUGGGUGGGGGAGACACGGCAGCAGCGGGAGGACGCGGGAUCGCUGCGGGAUGGAGAGGAGCCGCCAGCAGGGAGCCUCUGCAGGCCGGGUGAGGCCGUUCUUUGCAAGCAGCAGAUCGAUUUCGAUUUGAUCCUGGAGAACAUCAAGGAUUUGAACUCUCUGGUGGGAGAGGGCAGUUGCCGGGUGGAGCAGACGGCCCGGGGGGCUCGGCUGCGGCGGGCAGAGCCCCUCCCUCUGACCCUGUACCGGGACGGCAUCACCGUGGGACACGGAGCCUUCCGGCCCUACCAGCACCCGGCCACGCAGCAAUGCCUGCAGGACAUCAUGGAUGGUUAUUUCCCCUCCGAGCUGCAGCCACGCUACCCUGAGGGGGUCCCCUUGCAGGUCACUGACAGGAGGGACGUGGUGUUCCAGAAGCCACCAGGGAGCUUUCCUGGCCUUGGCCAGGUGGUGGGUACUGCAGAAUCCAGCAGAGUGCAGGAAACCUCCAAGAUCCCAGGUCCCAAAGGCUCCUGGGAGCAGGUUCCCAGCGAGCUCUGCCAGCCCCUGGAGCACAGAGGGAGCCUGGGCAGUGCCCCAGGAGCAGCUCCACAGGGCUCUGAUGGGCAGCAGAGCAGCAAGGAAAUCCUGGUGGAAACACCUGGGCUGGCUGCCCUGGAGAGGUGCAGGGUGAAGGCAGCAGAGGAGGCUGGAGCUCCCGAGUUCUGCAGGCUGCGCGUCAGGUCCGAGAGCGGGGAGCAGACGUACGAGCUGAGGAUGCUGCUCACAGACACCAUCGGGGACCUGCGCCAGCUCCUCGCCCACCUCAGGGGUGGAAACUCGGACUAUGAGAUCGUCAGCACCUUUCCCCGGAGGGUGUACACGGACAGCUCCAGGAGCCUGCAGGAAUGUGGGCUGGUCCCCAGGGCCUCCCUGCUGCUCCGCAGGAGAGACCCCUCCCAGCAGCAGGGGAGGGGGCUGCAACCAGCCUAGGAGCUGCUCUGCACUGCGAGGGAGCUGCCUCUCACCUUACCCAACCUGCCCUGGCUGGGAAAAAGGGAGAGGUUUUCUUUCCAGAUUCAGUUUCACUCCCUGGGAUGGAGAAGAGCAGGGAGCAGCCAUUUGGCCGCUCCCUUUGGCAGAGGGGCCAGGCCAGUCCUGCUGCCUCACAGGGGCUGCUGUUCCCCAGGACAGCUGGGUCCCAGCACAGGGACACUUCCACCAGCUCACCUGGCCUCUGGGCCUGGCUCCUCAUCUCUGUGCAGGUUACACAGGCUGGCCCCUGCCCAGGGGAGCCUGCCAGCCUCACCCCAGCACUGGGCAGAGCUCAGCUGUGCUCAGGGACUGGAGCAGCAGGAUGGACACGCAGCCAGGGGCAGUUUACAUUCUGCACACAGCUGCUCCCUGCAGAUCUCACCUGCACUGACAGCAGGGGACAAACAGGCUCAGUCCCACGGUCUGUGCUGGAGCUAAACCUGAGGGCCUUGAGCCAUUGCCUGGCUGGGGCUGAGCCAGGCUCAGCUCAGCUGGGAGAUCCUGCUGCUGGGCUUCCUGUACGUGCACAGCUCCUUCCCUUGGACAGCCCCCAGCUGCAGCGGGGCCCAGGCUCCAGCCUGCCUGGAGGUACCCGCCCUCCUCCUCCCGCCGCCGGUGCUGCAACAGGACACCGUGUCAUCGGAGAGCAGCAGAAUCCCUCUCUGCCCAGCCCUGAACAAAGCAUCUUCCUCCCUGGCCCGUGGGCUGGGGCUGCACUUUUCCCUUUCCCUUUCCCCAGCACAUUCUUCCCAUUCCAGCUGUGACAAGCUCUCACUUGACUCCCAGCUGACAACACUCCCACUCAUGCGAGGCAGGGCCUUCUGGCAGGUUCCCUCUUCACACAGACCCAGCCCUCAGUAAAGGCUCCCAAUAAAACCCUUUAUUCCAGCUGCAAUUUCCACUUCCUUUAGAUUUCAAAGGCACGGUUGCUGUGGAAGCUCAGAGCUCUUCCCAGAGCCCUCUGACCAGAGCUGCACGACUCAAACACAGGAAGCAAACCAGCUGCUUCCCCAGCUCCCCGUGAGCACUGACUCAACCCACUCAGCUCUCCCUCAGCUUCCUCCUUCCCCACCUGUAGCAGAUUCAGGAGCAGCUGUUUCCCCUGCCCCUCUGUGUCCUGGACGAGGCAAUCUUUGUGCCAAAGGUUUGUUUUUCACUGCCACGUCUGGCUGAGGCUGUCCCUGCCCCGGGCUGCCACUGUCACCACGCCGAGGAGAGGAAUGCUCUGGUACCUGUCCCUGCUGUGCCGUAGGACAUUCACACACGUCCUGUCAGCCUCUGAUUAGCAGCAGCAAUCUAAGGUGUUAAGAUCUUUGUGUCAGGCUGCAGCAGCAGGUACAACCCACUCAGCUGGAAAUGACUCAUAAUCCUUAGGUAGGGUGAUGUUUAACCUGUAGCCAAAAUAAAACCGAAUUUAAAAGAAAGCAAGAGCGGCGCUGGGAAAGGUACAGUAACAUUUAAUAGCAUCUCGGAAGACAACACUGGUUAUAAACUUGCUUUUUGGCAGGAAAACAAAAUGCACUUGGUCCAGGAUUGCAAAAAAGCCAACACAAAGAGGAAAGAUGGGACAGCUGGAGCAUCAGCUGUUCUGGGGCAGCCCUGAGCCAUUAAUGCUCACCAGGGAGCCUGCUCAGGGUGGAGGGCAGCCAGAGCAGCACAGAUCCCACUGCCAGCCCCACCCAUUCCCCAGGCAGCCUUCGGCCCCAGCUCCACCGUGGUGGGCACUCACACCCAAAUUCUGUGCAGUAUUUUUGCAUUAAAUUAAGACAAAAAAACCCCAAAAACAAAAAACAAA
Molecule: messenger RNA, 3166 nt
Organism: Haemorhous mexicanus (house finch)
Lineage: Eukaryota; Metazoa; Chordata; Aves; Passeriformes; Fringillidae
Gene: UBXN11
Product: UBX domain protein 11
Exons: 13
Coding region: 1-1329 (442 amino acids)
Biological process (GO): proteasome-mediated ubiquitin-dependent protein catabolic process
Molecular function (GO): ubiquitin binding
Source: RefSeq, a predicted model, not a curated record